Messenger RNA from Raphanus sativus (radish), 3416 nucleotides. RefSeq names its product putative receptor-like protein kinase At3g47110. Gene Ontology annotation, molecular function: protein binding; ATP binding; protein kinase activity. Gene Ontology annotation, biological process: protein phosphorylation. NCBI's taxonomy places the organism in Eukaryota, Viridiplantae, Streptophyta, Magnoliopsida, Brassicales, Brassicaceae. The record is from RefSeq and is a predicted model, not a curated record. The transcript has 2 exons. Bases 117 to 3176 code for a protein of 1019 amino acids.
UUUACCCUUCUUGGUGGCACAAAAAAGAAUAUACAAGUAAGUAGUCUUGUUCAGUUCUUAACAUUCAAAAGACAAAGCUGCUGCAGUUUAACACAAAAGAACUAUAGUCCUUUACAAUGCAUCUUCCUUGUACGAGCCUUAUGCUGUUUCAAGUACUUGCUCUACAUACUCUUGUGCUCUGCUGUCAGGCAUCCACUUUCACUGAUCAGACGGACAAACAAGCGCUGCUCGAGUUUCAGUCUAACCUAUCACCGAACAGCCGAGUUCUCUUGGCUUCAUGGAACGAAUCUUUUGAUCUCUGCAACUGGACUGGAGUUACAUGUGCCCGGAAACACAAGAGAGUCACCUCUUUAAACCUCAGCGGGAUGAGACUAACAGGUGUUAUCUCUCCCUCUAUCGGUAACCUCUCUUUCCUCACAACUCUCAGUCUCGCACUCAACGCUUUCCACGGUAGCAUCCCUCCUGAGGUGGGGAAGCUGUUCAGGCUCCGACACUUGAACCUUAGCAACAACGUCCUCGGAGGUGGGAUCCCACGUGGCUUGUCCAACUGCUCUUCACUCUUGACCAAUGAUCUGUCCUCCAACAAUCUCGAACACGACAUCCCUCCCGAGCUAGCCUCGCUUUCUUCUCUCGUCUUUCUGUCUGUCCGUGGAAACGCCCUCACGGGGACGUUCCCCGCCUCUUUUGGGAACCUAACAUCGCUCGAGAGGCUCGAUCUCUCGUUCAACCGUAUGGAAGGAGAGAUACCUGACAGCAUGUCCCGGCUCACGAGGUUAACGUUUCUCCGACUUGCUCUGAACAAGUUUUCAGGAGUCUUCCCUCCUGCUAUUUACAACCUAUCCUCGCUUCUGUUUCUGUCCAUCCCCUCAAACUCCUUCUCUGGUCAACUCAGGCCUGACGUUGACUUGCUUUUCCCAAACAUACAAGUGCUGUUCUUGGGAGGAAACCGUUUCGAAGGCCAGAUUCCAUCUUCGCUAGCCAAUAUUACAUCACUCCGGGAGUUAGAUAUUGCUUCAUGCAAAAUGACAGGAAGCAUACCUUUGAGUUUUGGGAGAUUACACAACCUAGAAAUACUUGGGCUUAAUUAUAACUCCUUGGGAAGUUACUCCCCCAGAGAUCUUGAUUUUCUUGGAAGUUUGACUAACUGCACUCAGCUACAGUAUCUUGGUCUUGGCCACAACAGACUUGGGGGCACAUUGCCUCAUGCUAUCUCCAACCUCUCUAGCCAACUGACGUAUCUCUUCCUUGGAAGAAACUUAAUCUCUGGGACCAUUCCUCUUGACAUUGGAAACCUUGUAAACCUCCAAACAUUCAAGGUCGAGGAAAACCUCUUGACGGGUGAGCUUCCAACCUCCCUUGGGAUGCUUACUAGGUUAGAAAAGCUCAUGUUACAGUCUAAUAUGAUGUCAGGGGAGAUACCGUCUUCCUUGGGGAACCUAAGCAUGAUAGCUGAGCUCUAUCUGUAUAACAAUACUUUCGAAGGAACCAUCCCGUCAAGCCUUGGUAACUGCGGUUACCUUCUUAAACUUGGACUUGAUUUCAACACGCUGCAUGGCUCCAUACCUCAGGAACUCAUGGAAGCUAGAUCUCUGCUUGUUUUAAAUGUUUCUUAUAAUGAUCUGACUGGAAACUUCCCAAGCGAGGUGGGGGAGUUGGAGAAUCUCAUCCAGCUAGACGCUUCGCACAACCGGUUAUCAGGACGUAUACCGCAAACCCUGGGGAGCUGUCUCUCCUUGGAAGAGAUUACUUUAAAUAGAAACUUAUUUGAAGGAAGCAUCAUAGAUAUCAGAGGGUUGAGGGACCUCGAAUUCUUGGAUUUAUCCAAUAAUAAUCUCUCCGGCUCUAUACCUGGAUAUCUAGUAAACCUCUCAUCUCUUCAAUAUGUAAACCUCUCUGUGAAUAGCCUUGAAGGGCCAGUACCAACUGAAGGAGCAUUUGGAAACUUCAGCCAAGUUUUUAUAUUUGGGAACAUGAAUCUUUGUGGGGGCAUCUCUGAGCUACAGCUAAAGCCAUGCCCUGUGCAAGGAGAGGUUAAAAGAGAGAGGUCUUCAAUGAAAAAGAAAAUAGCAAUUGGCAUUGGUGCAAGUGUUGUUACUUUGUUUGUAAUGGGUAUCAUCAUCUCUCUGUGUUGGUUCAAGAAACGUAACAAAAACGACAGAGUUAGCAAUAUGUAUAGCUCCACAACUGUGCCUGUACAUGAAAGGGUAAGUUACGAGGAGCUUCACAAUGCAACCGGUGGGUUUUCUGGAGAAAACACCAUUGGGUCAGGGAACUUUGGUGUUGUGUAUAAAGCACUGCUCGGUCCUGAGAACAGAGCUGUUGCCAUCAAAGUGUUGAAUCUCAGUAAGCCCGGAGCUGCCAAGAGUUUCAGCGCAGAGUGUGAAGCCUUGAAGGGUGUAAGGCAUCGCAACCUUGUGAAGCUCGUAACAGCUUGCUCCAGCAUCGAUUACAAAGGUAAUGAGUUCAGAGCCUUGGUGUAUGAUUUCAUGCCGAAUGGAAGCUUGGAUACGUGGCUGCACCGAGAAGGGACGGGCGAUACAACGGCCUCGACCUCAAGGGCUUUGACCCUUCGUGAAAGGUUUAGCAUAGCGAUAGACGUGGCUUCUGCUUUGGAGUAUCUUCAUGUUAAUUGUCAUGACCUUAUAGCUCAUUGCGAUCUUAAGCCAAGCAAUGUACUUCUGGAUGAUGAUCUUACAGCACAUGUUAGUGACUUUGGUCUAGCUCGGCUGCUCCUCAAAUUCGACCAAGAGGCCUUCCUCAAUCAACUCAGUUCGGCCGGUGUCAGAGGAACCGUUGGCUAUGCCGCACCAGAAUAUGGAAUGGGAGGACAACCAUCAAUACAUGGUGACGUGUAUAGUUUUGGAAUCCUCCUUUUGGAAAUGUUUACCGGGAAACGACCAACGGAUGAGUUAUUUGAGGGAAAUUUUACACUAUACAGCUAUAUCAAGUCAGCAUUGCCUGAGAGAGUAUUGGAAACUGUAGACAAAUUGAUUCUUCAGAGAGGUCUGAUGAGAGUUGGUUUCCCUGUUGCUGAGUGCUUGACAAUGGUCUUGGAGUUGGGACUUAGGUGCUGUGAGGAACUUCCUAGGAAUCGGUUGGCCAUGACUGAAGUUGUAAAAGAGUUAUUCACAAUGAGAGAGAGGUUCUUUAAAACCAGAAGAAUAGCCAGACGUUGAAGUGGUUUGGGUUUCUCCUACAAUCUUUGCAAUCCUCAAAGGUGAUCAUAAGGCCUAUGAAAUAAUGUCAACUAUAAGCAUAUACAUAUAUAUGCUCCAAGACUUCAUAUUUUGUUAUAAGCAUGGAGUUUACCAGGUUUUUUAAAUUUAGACUUUGCCUAUAAACUCCAUGCUUUUGCUUUUGUCUUAUAGAGUUUCUUGUAGAGCGUUCAACAUCUCUGUUGUUGUCCACUCAUUGUA